Meloidogyne enterolobii is the source of this 474-nucleotide messenger RNA. The record is from the annotation of a GenBank genome assembly. Lineage: Eukaryota; Metazoa; Nematoda; Chromadorea; Rhabditida; Meloidogynidae.
AUGGGUAUAAUCUAUCUUGCAAUGGGCAUUAAUGGAUUGAUAUUGAAAAGAGAAAAGCGCGAACAACAACCUGAAAAUUUGGAUUCUACAUUAGAACCCCAGGGAACAACAAAAUCAGGAUAUGCUUAUGAUGCUUUUGGAAUUAUUAGUUCUGAUGAACCCUUCUCCUCUUCCUCUUCAUCUCCAAGAGAUCCGCCUCUACCUCCUCCAACUCUAAAAGCCCUGGAUCCAUCUACAGAAGAGCCAAAAACCUCAACAUUAAUGCCAACAACAAUUUUACCAACAACGACAACUCCAGUUCCAACAACUACAACGCCAAAACCAACUACACAUAAAACUACUAAAGCACACAAAACAACGAAAAAAGCAAUAAAAAUAUUUAUAAAUUCAGAUCCACUACCAGAAGGUAAAGGUGAUAGAAAGAUUAAAGCAUUUGGACGUCUUUUGAUUCCGAGUGAUACUGGGUCAGCUUGA